AUGAGCGCACAUUUUGCGGCCGAACCAAGCCAGGUUUUAGUAGUUGUUAGUAGGGAGGAGGCAACUGUUUGUCAGGCCUCUGAUGAUGCUGCUGCACUGGCUGGGCGAAGUCGGUCUUGCCGUUCUUCUGUCCCUGUGCUUUCGAAAUGCCGGAAGAGGGAAGUGCAGUUUGGGCGUCCCGAAGAAGCGCCUCCUUCCUUGCCGGGCCUUUGCUGCCCGGUUAAGAAGGCUGGUGCAGCAGCAGCAGCUCUGCCUCCGAGUCGUUGCUUCACGUGUUCAACACUGUCGUUUUGUUAUCGACGUGCUUUUUUGGAAGCA
This is a messenger RNA of Gongylonema pulchrum, 318 nucleotides long. Lineage: Eukaryota; Metazoa; Nematoda; Chromadorea; Rhabditida; Gongylonematidae. The record is from the annotation of a GenBank genome assembly.